Molecule: messenger RNA, 1227 nt
Organism: Ambispora leptoticha
Lineage: Eukaryota; Fungi; Glomeromycota; Glomeromycetes; Archaeosporales; Ambisporaceae
Source: the annotation of a GenBank genome assembly
AUGAAGUCUUAUACACUAUCCGCGUUCUUCACUGCAUUCUUUUUGGCACUUGCGCAGAGCGCUCAAGCCCAACUCCCCAACUUCAAUUAUUCCCUCACUUCGAAACCCGAGGCAGAUAGGCAGAAUCUCUGCGACCAAAAUAAAGGCUACUGUGUUACUAAUUGUGGUGGUCUUGAUAAGGCUCCCAUGGUUGGUAUUUCUAAUUUCUGUAAUUAUACAACAAUGGGUUGGGGUUGCGGAUGCACUGACAAAGUUCCGGAUUAUCAAGCAUACCAGUGGCCAAUCAAUUACCAAGAUUGUCUUGGACGUGGUGCGGCGUGCACAAGUGCAUGUCAAAGUGAUCAGGUCCCAACUGAUCAAAAAAGUGCAUGUAAUAGCGCCUGUGUAGCCAAUCUCACUUCAAAAUGCGGGACACCAGACCAACCACCAGCCUAUUACAAGGUAAACAAUAUCAAUCAAAUACCCACCUACGGACCAAACACGACCAAUGGCUCAAACGGCGGUAAUAACAGCACUGGAAAUGGCAGUUCGACAAAUGGCACAACAGGAUCAAGUAAUUCAGCUGUACCUAUUGGGUCGACAUUAUCUUCAUCUUUGGGAUCCGCUGUUUUGGCACUUACGGUCGUUGCUGGUACAGUUUUGCAUCCACAAUGCAAAAUUCUGGCCGAGCAAGGCCCUGUUAUCAUCGGUCAAAACAACAUCAUUGAGGAGAAAGUGACCAUAAUAAAUCGACAGUCGUCAGCUUUGGUUAUUGGCGAUGAAAAUGUGUUUGAAGUUGGGUCAUGUGGGUUGAGUUUCGAUUUCAAUCUUCAUAUCGAAGGAUCCAAAAUUGGCAAUAAAAAUAUAAUAGAGGCUAAAGCACGGAUAUUGGGAACUACGUCUCUAGGAAAUAAUUGUGUCAUUGGCGCUGUCUGUUCAACGAAAACUGAUGAAAAUAUUCCUGAUAAUAUAGUAAUCUACGGUGAUUAUCAUAAUCGUAGAAUUCAUACAAAUAAUGCUAACAUUAGCGUACAUGCACGACAUUUGGAAUAUCUACGUGAUGAACGUAAAGAGAAACACAAAGAUCGAGGAGCUUCACAUCGUGACCCGCAUCGGGACUCACACCGUGACUCACACCGAGAUCCACAUCGAGAUCCACAUCGAGAUCCACAUCGAGAUCCACAUCGUGAACCACAUCGUGACCGUGAAUCCUCAGUCAAAAAAGUACAUUCAUACACAAGGGAUUAG